Molecule: messenger RNA, 3212 nt
Organism: Dendronephthya gigantea
Lineage: Eukaryota; Metazoa; Cnidaria; Anthozoa; Malacalcyonacea; Nephtheidae
Exons: 13
Coding region: 159-2747 (862 amino acids)
Biological process (GO): signal transduction
Cellular component (GO): membrane
Molecular function (GO): protein binding
Source: RefSeq, a predicted model, not a curated record
GGGAACGUUCGUUUACAUAUUUAGCGAUAAUUAUUGUUCUAAACCCAGCUAACGCCUUUGUUAUUAGCGAUUACAGGAGCGCUGUCCUUUAAGACAGAUAAUAAAGCAGUUCAUCAAAGGAAAUCUCUUAGUAUCAAUUUCUCGGUGAGCGAAACAGAAUGAAGUGGAAAUUCAGCCCGCUCGGAAUCGUUGUACUGCUGUUUAUUUUAUCGUUUGGAGUGUCGACAAAGACUUUCCAGAAUGAUAAUAAUGAGAUAUCCACUGGAUCUGUGAGGUUGCAAGGACCGUUGAGUAACAUUGGAACAGGGCGUGUCGAAGUGUCACUUAAUGGUCAAUGGGGAACGAUUUGUGACGAUGGAUGGGACUUGAACGAUGCAAGAGUUGUGUGUCGUCAACUGGGUUAUCAAGAUGCCGUAAAAGCCCUUCACGGAGCCCUCGUUCCGGAUGGUUCUGGAAAAAUAUGGUUGGACGAUGUCGAUUGUUCCGGAAAAGAGAAAAGAUUGACGAAUUGCCUUCAUGCAAGAGUGGGAAAACACAACUGUUUUCAUUUCGAAGACGCUGGAGUGGAAUGUUUUAGAGCAGAACCCUUGAAAAAACCCGUUUUAAGUACCGUUGUUCGCUGGAGGCCCACAAAGACGGUUUCGAAUGUCAUUUCAUCUAGAACCGCAUAUCAUCGUUCAUCCAUGAUAGAAAAAGCAGCACCAACAUCGGUUGAAACGAAAGCAUGUUCAAGAAAUCACUCUCGCCCGCACUAUCCUACCAGACUUGGGGAAGAAGAAAUGCCAGAAGAAACAGGGGAAAAUCGCAAGUCCAGAUUUAAUUGGAAAAUUGUUUGUGUUGCUGCUGGAGCAGUCUUUGUGUUUUUUGUUGCUGUGUUGAUAUAUCGACACAAACGUAGACCGACCAUGAAACGCGACGACGAAAACAUCAGGCCUUCGACUUCCAACGAAGAAAUAAACGAUGACUGUGAAAGACACUAUCCUGAACCUUAUCCAACAGGCCACGUACAAACGACACGUCCUGUUCGUUAUGAUUACAACUUUUCUGAAGACCAGCCAAAGCGCAAAUCAAUACGAUAUGGAAUCAAAUGUGAUUUACAUCAGAAGUCGGAAGAGCAGUCAAGUUUGAUGAAGCGCCCCAGUGGAACUGAUACACUGCGUCCAGAUCACGGGGGUAUUCUCCAAGUCGAUGACAUAAUAUUAAAUCUUGCCCCUGGAUGUCUUGCUGAAGAUACAGAAAUCACUUUGAUAAAAGACGAUAAUAAUUUGGCGAUCAAAACACUGCUUGACCUGGGCCUCGUUGUUGGUUCACCGCGAGUGGUUGAACUUCUUCCAGAUGGUUUGAAGUUUGUGAGACCAGCAGAUCUCACAAUUAGCUUCGAAAAUACUUUAGCUGACUCUGAACUCUUCAUCCUGCACGGUUCCUACAACCCGGAUUAUCGGAGGGUCGUUUGGGAACUGGUGACGAAUGAAAUUGAAGAGGACAUGACAAAAGGGGUCGUAACUGCGAAAAUUAACGGCUUCUGUUUCUAUGCUUUUAUUUUAGCAAUGCGCGGGGUCUUGGCUCGAAUUUUGAGCCAUCUUAAUCAUUCGUUUACCUCUUGUGCGUAUGCCUUCUAUCGAAGACAACCUCCAAUGGAUAAAAUAGACAUUUCGGUCGUCGUGGUGAGCGAAUUUGUCGAUGAAUAUGAAGAAAACGAGAUAAAGCAACUAAAAGAUCAUCUCAAAGAAGGUUACGUUAGAAGUGACAAGGGAAUGUUGAAGCGUGUCGAAAUAGACCACCCUCUUCAGGUGAGUUUGAAUUUUCCUGGUGUCGAGAUCAACACUCAGUGUAUUCUGGUUAAAGUCGACCAACCUGAGCUGGAUUCCGUGGGCUUUGUAAUCGAUAAUUUCAAGGGAAGUGCCAUAGCUAAGCCUGCAAGCGGAACUGUGAAUAUUUGCGAAGUAGAUCACGAAGAUGAAAGAAGGUUUCUGUGGAAACUAAAUAUACAUGAAAUAGAGCAAGAUAAAAAUGAAGACGAGAAAGAUUAUGUACAAUCGACAAAACCAGAACGCGAGACACAAGUUGUACGCCGGAACACAAAACUCACAACAAUAGAAAUAACGAGGGUGAGCCGUAUGGUUGCAAUUGAUUGGGACAGUCUUGCCGGGCUCCUGGAUAUUCCAUAUGAAAAACGUGAAGAGAUUAGAACCAACUUCACCAAAUACCCUGAUUCUCCUUCCAAAGCGGAAGAAGUUCUUGAACAUUUCAAUGGCAGCGAUUGCUUCGGUCGAGAUAUUCUUGAAAAAUGCGCUGAUGAAUUGGGAAGGCAUGAUUUAUUAAAGAAAUUACAGCCUAUGAAAGACGAGGAUGAUGUAACUCGUAAUGAUGUAUGUCAGAAGGACGAAAUUGAAUUAUUGCAAACUGAAAUUCCAGAAUGCAAUGGAAUUCAAGAACUAGAAACUGAAAUCCUUCCAGAGGAAGACGUUAAGCCUCUCUCCCCUCGUGAAAUGUACAGGUUAAGUCGAUGCGUUGGAGUUGACUGGGACAGUCUUGCUGGCCUCAUGGACAUCACCAAGGAAGAAAGAGAUGACAUCAGAUACAACGUUGCCAUUUACAGCGACCAUCGUUCACGAGCUGAGAAAAUCUUAUCUAUUUUCAACCGCAAGAAAGACUUCUCCCGUAAGAAGCUGGUAGAAUGCUUGAAAGGAAUCAGGAAAUUAGACGUGAUUCGACCAGUUAUCACUGGAAAAUGGAAAGUCAUGUAAUUAUCAAGUCAUCUGUUAAGUUAGAUUACAGCACCUUAGACUAUGCUCUUCCAUCAGCCUCUCCAGAAUAAAUGAAGGUAUAAUUAUUUCGAACAGUUCAAAGUCGCGGUGAUACGGCAUUCUUAGGUCAAGCUUUCCAUUACCAAGACUUUGUGGUUGAAAAACGAAAUCGAAUCAACCUUCUCUGAAGAAAGAUCGAAUGAUGGUAGUAUGUAAGAAGUUUUCCACGUAAUGACAUACCUUUUGUGUGGUUAACUGUUUGAUAUGAUCUCAACAUUCGAAACAGUCAUAUAACUUCACGUAAAAUUUUAUCCAAGCCCACGCGCACACUUCUACAGCUUUACCAUCGUGUUUUAUUCCGAAACAUGGUUGAGAAUAAUCGACAUUCUAACUUUCAGUAAAACUGAACGAUUUAGAAAGUAAUUUUUUUACACGUAACCAUAAUUGCUAUUAUUAUAUACACAA